AUGGCUUUAGUUAUGAAGCAAUUGAACCGGUCCGACGAGGCAAUCGAAGCAAUCAAGUCUUUCCGCCAUCUCUGCCCUUCUGAUUCUCAGGAAUCUCUUGACAACAUCUUGGUUGAAUUGUAUAAGAGGUCAGGAAGAGUUGAUGAAGAGAUUGACAUGCUUCAUCACAAGUUGAAGCAAAUUGAAGACGAUAUGACAUUUGUCGGAAGGUCGACAAAACAAGCAAGAUCUCAAGGGAAGAAAAUUCAAAUAACCGCUGAGCAAGAGAUAUCGAGGAUAAUUGGCAACUUGGCUUGGGCUUAUUUGCAAAAAGGCAACUAUAAAACCGCUGAACAACAUUAUAGAAAAGUACUUUCCUUUGAGGUUGAUAGGAACAAACAGUGCAAUUUGGCCAUAUGUUUAAUGAAAAUGAAAAAAAUUACAGAAGCAAGGUUUCUACUUCAAGCAGUAACUGCAGCAACGAAAAACAGAAAAAUGGACGAUUCUUUUGUCAAGUCUUUUGAACGCGUUACACAAAUGCUGCAGGAAAUCGAAUCAACACAGUUGGUAGAUUCAGUCAAAGAUAAAGGUGAUAAGUCCUCUCAGAGUUUGAUGAACUUGCUGAUGGGAUUUAAAGUCUUACAACAAGCAAUUAUUGAUGUACUCCAGACAGCUGCAGCAUCAUUGUAG
Molecule: messenger RNA, 669 nt
Organism: Lathyrus sativus (Indian pea)
Lineage: Eukaryota; Viridiplantae; Streptophyta; Magnoliopsida; Fabales; Fabaceae
Source: the annotation of a GenBank genome assembly